AUGUCGAUCUCGACGCUUCAGCCUCCCUACCCUCUCCAUCCUUCCGUUAAGGACCUCUUGGAUCCCGAAUACAUUUCCUUCUAUAACGAGUAUGUCAUCAACCAGCAGCAAGUCCAUCUUCAACCCGUCGAAGCCUCCCGAACAAGCGGGGUUCUGAUCCCUGGCGGGGGUCCGCUCCUCGAGGUAGGAAAGACAGAGGAUAUCACGAUCAAGCGACGCGCGACAGAAGGUCCAGAGAUCCUGUUGCGUGCAUUCACCCCAGCUGGGGAGACACCAGACGGAGGGUGGCCGGUGAUGCUGUAUUUCCACGGGGGUGGAUGGGUCCUGGGGAAUAUAAACACGGAGAAUCCGGUUUGCACAAAUUUGUGCGUGAGAGGGAACUGCGUCGUAGUCACAGUUGAUUACAGGCUUGCCCCAGAGAAUCCCUUUCCCGCAGCCGUCCAUGACUGUUGGGAAUCUCUUCUCUGGCUGAUUUCUGACGGACCCUCACGACUCUCUAUUAAUACAUCUAAAAUGGCGACCGGUGGCUCCUCAGCGGGCGGAAAUCUAGCCUCAAUCAUCACCCACAAAGCCUUAACACUUUCACCACCCGUCCACUUCCUUGCCCAGCUCCUCUCUGUCCCAGUGACAGAUAAUACAGCAACGGUCCAGAACAAUGAAUCCUACAGGCUUUACGAGCACGCACCGGCCCUUCCAGCUGCCAAAAUGAUCUGGUACCGCGAUCACUAUCUGCCCAACCAUGGGGAUCGCACUAAUCCCGAAGCAAGCCCGUUGUUCUACGAGGGCGAUUGGUCGAAGCUGCCCCGGGCAUUGGUCAUGGUUGGCGAAUUGGAUGUGCUCCGAGUGGAGGGAGAGCAGUAUGCGGAGAGACUGAAGAAAGCUGGGGUCGAGGUGGAUUUACAGGUGAUGAAGGGCAUGCCGCAUCCAUUCUUGGCGAUGGAUAAGGUGCUGAAAGAAGGGAAGAGGUCGAUUAUGUUGAUGUGUGACCUGCUGAAAGAGGUUUUCUGGUCUUAG
This is a messenger RNA of Aspergillus oryzae RIB40, 1014 nucleotides long. RefSeq names its product alpha/beta hydrolase. Lineage: Eukaryota; Fungi; Ascomycota; Eurotiomycetes; Eurotiales; Aspergillaceae. Gene Ontology annotation, molecular function: hydrolase activity. The record is from RefSeq and is a predicted model, not a curated record. The coding region runs from base 1 to 1014 and encodes 337 amino acids. The transcript is spliced from 2 exons.